Messenger RNA from Aedes aegypti (yellow fever mosquito), 3092 nucleotides. It is a transcript of the gene Brd8, whose product is annotated as bromodomain-containing protein 8. The record is from RefSeq and is a predicted model, not a curated record. The coding region runs from base 202 to 3033 and encodes 943 amino acids. The transcript is spliced from 3 exons. Gene Ontology annotation, molecular function: protein binding. Gene Ontology annotation, cellular component: NuA4 histone acetyltransferase complex. NCBI's taxonomy places the organism in Eukaryota, Metazoa, Arthropoda, Insecta, Diptera, Culicidae.
CGGUCUCGCGUUUGAAGAGUUUGAAGUCUUUUCAGAAGCAACAGUAAACAAACGAAAAAUAAAACGCGUUUGAUCAUCCAGGACCUCGAAAAUCUUUGAAAAUUUGUGUAAUAGUGAAUAGGUAACUGAAAAUUACAAAAAGUUAAGUAUUGCGGUUUCGGUGAUGCUUUCGGUUCCACAGAGCAAGAUCUAGAUUGAAUAAUGGCGUCGAUCCAAGAGCGAUUGCAGCUCAAGCGUGUUCCUCUCGAUAAAUGGUCCACCAAGGAAAAACUAUGCCUGGCAUCGGCGGUGGCCUACAGUGGGGACCAAAACUGGAUGUCCGUAAGUCGAUCGCUCAAGAUGCUGUGCGGUGCUGGUCGUCCGGGAGAUUGGUUCUCGCAAAAAUCCUGCGCCGCUCAAUAUGGGAAGCUGCUGGAAAACGUCGAGACUCCGAAGCGCAAAAAGCGGACCGCUUCCGAGAGAGACGGAGUGGCUGCCGUUGAGACCCCAGGGGAAUCUAUCCUGCGUAAACUCACGCAGGAAAGAAUGAUCGAACUGAAGAAGAUAAUCCAGGAAGAGGCUCAGCAGUACACCAAAGUUAAGGAGGACAUUAUAUUGAUCCAAAGGGGAGUCACCGAUGAGCAAAAGUUGAGGGAAAUGUGGAAGCAAAUUCAAACGGAAAAAGCUCAGAAAGAAAAGGAACAAAUCAUGCACGCCCAAUGGCUGAAAGAACGAGAAGAGAAGAAGCUGGAACUAGAGCGCCAAUGGCGUCCUUUGUAUCCAGGUUCGCCAAAUUCCUCCAAAACGCCAGGCUCUGCUGUUAAAAUCAAAGAGGAAAUAGACGAAGAUAGUCAAAGUUCUUCUAAAUCCGGUACAUCUCCAUUACUGACUUCUUUGCUGAAAAGCCCCUCGACAAAUCCAGCCGGCAAUCAAGUCCUAUCCACGCCUGGGAAUAGCAAAUCCUCAACAUCUCCAACAAUUACAAACCUGCUCACAGGAAACUCACCGGUGUCGAUAAAUGUCCUUGCAAAAAACUUGUUCCCAGCAACAGAAGAUGAAUCAAAAUCAAAUCUCGAGGGAAACAAAACCAUUCCGCAGGAGGAAAGCCAAUCCGGCAUCCCAACAUCCAACGCAUAUCAAAUUGCUCCGAAUCUGACAAAGCUUUUGGACACUAAACAAAACGACAGUUCUUCAGCAAUUGUCACUCAAGAGCCACAAGAAUCGAACGAGAACACAACCAAGCAAGAAGAUAUGGACACAGAUGACAAUGUGGAUCCUGCCAAAGAUCUGAUGGCCGUCUUCCAGGAGCUGAUGCCGGAGGAACUUGAUGAAAUUCUCAACGAAAACAGCGGUAUGAUACUAGAAGAUGAGAUUCUGGACAACGUUGUCGAUUCGAUCAUGGAGGAAGAGGAGGACGAAGACGGUGCAUCAGUAAAGGGAAAGGAUUUGAAUGCUCUUGAGAGUGCAAAUCUCGCUAAUAGCAUUUCAAGCGACGACAAAAAUCCUGAGAGAAAAGGUUCAAAAAACUUGGAAUCUGCUCCUGAGGUUGCGAAGGGAGCUUAUUUAAAACCAGCAGCAGCGGCGCCAUCCCCUGAACGGCACAACCCUUUUGAAGAGAAUGUUGAUCUGGACAAAUUGGACAAUCCUGAGUAUGAUACGAGGGAUAAGUCUGGCGAUGAUAAAGACAGCAAGCUGGGAAUCGAAACCGAAGGAUCCCAAAUAUUAUUGAAUAAGGAUUCAAUAAAGGAGGAAACGAGAACAACAACCUCCAACGACCAAGAAAGUACAAAUGUUCCAGAAGAAGAUAGCUGCAGUAGCUCUUAUCCUACUGUCCCAUCUAGCGAUGAACAUAACAAACAAUCUGGGGAGAACGCAAGUUCUGGCCAAUCGACAAACGAGCAAAUAAUCAGCACUAUUAAAGCUGACACUGAUGAAGAUUUUCGUGAUAAAGAGCUUGUAUCAAGGGAUACUGCCUCAUUUGAAGUCGAUUCCUCUUCCAUCAAAACAGAAAUUAAACAAAAGGAAGGUAACUCUGAGCUGGAGUCUGAUGAAAUGAAAAUGGAUACUACGAAUGUAGACAGCAAACCUCAGCUAGAACCGAAACCUCUUAGCAGUGAGGAGGAAGCUGCCCGGGCUAAGAAAGAAGCGCUAGAAAAACUAGCAGCAGAAUACGAUUUUAAAGAUGAUGAGGAACCAAUUGUUCCACUGUCCAUUCAAAAAUCAAAAGAAGAAAAGCAUACUCCCGAGGAGGAUGUCUACAUGGAUGCACAAGAACAUCUUGACGAGGUCGAAAGCCCGAAAGAGGCCGAUCAGAAAAAGCAAGACGAUGCUGUUGUUACGAUUACCGAUACCGACGAUGAUUCAUUGAUUGAAAUGAAAAUCUCCAAAACCAAACGCGAUUAUUCAAGACGACGCACUGUAGACGAUCUGUUCAAGCCUAAAGAGGAUCCUUUGGCAACUCCAAAAAACGAAGAAAGUGAGGGAAGAUCAUUAAGAAAGCUACGAGAUCGUGAGCGCUCGGAAAGUCCAUUCGUUUCUCUAGAAGACGAUCCAAAUGACAAAAUGAAACGAAGUUAUUCAUCAACUCCAGUACUGGAUUCUAUUCCUAACUCACCGGCGUCAAGUGAAGAUAGAGAGUAUCGAGCAUGGAAAAAGGCAAUCCUUUCCAUACUAGCAAAAGUAUCUUCAUGCCGUCAAGCUGCAGCUUUCCUGAAACCAUUACCCGAUGAGCAAGUUUCAGAUAUCAUUUAUCGUCCGAUGGACCUUUCAGUCAUCAAGAAAAAUGUCGAGAAUGGAAUCAUCAGGUCGAGUUCUGAAUUCCAACGAGACGUUAUGUUGAUGUACACUAACGCGAUGGUUCUGAACAGACCGGACCUCUGCUGUUCAAAAGCAGCCAAUUUCCUGGUGACGGAAUGCAUCGCACUCAUGGAAUCUAUCCCAGAAACCAGCAGAAAUCAGCGCGAAAAAGAGCCGGAAGGACGUGCCAGUAGCGCGAGCAAACGUACUUCGAGAAAAGGCACCACUAGAAGUUCGUCCUCUGGGGUUCGUAAUUAGUUUUUUUUCUCUACACUUAAUAAUCAUUAAUAAUUAAACAUCAAUAAUAUGAGUAAUUA